Lachancea mirantina is the source of this 2760-nucleotide messenger RNA. Lineage: Eukaryota; Fungi; Ascomycota; Saccharomycetes; Saccharomycetales; Saccharomycetaceae. The record is from the annotation of a GenBank genome assembly.
AUGGGUGUGCCCCUGAUCGCGUCUGAAGAACGCGCCAUUUCGGGCCGUAUCAUCAACUGUGUGCCCCAAUUGCCCUACAAGAUCGGGAGAAACGAUGCGUACACCCCCGCAAUCGAGCACUCCAAGUCGGCCUCCGAAGAGUGGUCCAUGACCCCCAUUAGCGGUAACAGUGCCCUUUACUCCUCGGUCAACUACCUGCGAGACUCGUCCGAAUGGGAGCAGCACGUUGUCGGAUGGACCGGCGAAAUCGACCCGGGCUCCAGCUUCGCGUACGUUGCCAAAGCGGAUUUGCAGCGCGAACCGAGCACCGACGGCAACCCCCCGCAGGCGCGUCGCGGCAGCAUCUCCCUCACUGAAGAUGACACUCGCUACAUGUCCAAGGACCCCGUCGAGGACCCAUUGUACCUCACGAGCGAGCAGAAACGCGGGAUCGCGGAAAAAUUGCAAGCCGCAGAAGACCCGAACAACCAGCAGACGAUCCACCCGGUUUGGCUUCUGCGUAAGGGCCAACGGCGCUGGCGGCAGUACGCGGAAAACAUCAUCUGGCCCGCCCUUCACUACAUUUUGAGCGCUCCGUCUGACGGACAGCAAGAAAACAACUGGUGGUACGACUACGUCAAGUUCAACGAGGCGUACGCCAUGAAAGUCGCGCAAAUUUACAAACCGGGCGAUAUCAUCUGGAUACACGACUACUAUUUGAUGCUGCUACCGCAGUUGCUGCGCAUGCGGUUUCAAGACGCCAUCAUCGCGUACUUCCACCACACCCCUUGGCCCAGUAACGAAUAUUUCCGUUGUUUAUCGAAACGGAAACAAUUGCUAGACGGAAUCUUGGGGAGCAACCGAGUCUGUUUCCAAAACGAGGGCUUUGCACGCCAUUUCGUUUCCGGAUGCAAACGAUUGCUCGACUCGACUUCUUCAAAGCGCAAGUCCAAAGAGGGCAAGGACGAAUGGCGCAUCAGCGCGUAUGGAGGUGACGUCUUAGUGGACGCGUUACCGAUCGGCGUCAACACCCAAGAAAUUCUCAAAGAAGCCUUUUCUCCCGACAUUGAUUCCAAAGUCACUACCAUCAAGGAAGCGUACGCGGGCAAGCAAAUCAUAUUCGGUAGGGAUAGACUCAACACUGUGAGAGGCGUGAUACAGAAAAUGCAAGCUUUUGAAACUUUUCUGGCCAUGUUCCCAGAAUGGAGAGACAAAGUGGUGUUGAUCCAGGUGAGUCGACCCACCGAAUCUGAUAACAACGUCAAGUUGGAGCAACAGGUCAACGAUCUGGUCAACUCCAUAAAUGCGCAAUACGGUAGUCUUAAUUUUUCUCCAGUACAACAUUACCACAUGCGCAUUCCAAAAGACGUGUAUUUCUCUUUACUCCGUGCCGCCGAUCUUUGUCUGAUCACAAGCGUGAGAGACGGAAUGAACACCACCGCUUUGGAAUACGUCACUGUUAAGAGCCAACCCUCGAUUGGCAACUGUUAUGCCAGCCCACUUGUUCUUAGCGAGUUUUCCGGUACCAGUACGGUACUGAGAGAUGCGCUUAUCGUUAACCCUUGGGACUCAGUCGCCGUCGCGAAAACCAUCAACAGGGCUUUGAAGUUGAAGCCCAUAGAAAAAUCGAAUUUGGAAAGAAAGCUGUGGGCAUGUGUUCCUACCAUACAGGACUGGAACGACAAGUUUUUACGUCGCGUGAUCUCAAUAGCGCGCCGCGAGAACGAGGAGUCCAGAAUCACACCGGCGCUCAACGGUCCAUUACUCUUGAAAAACUAUCAGAAGGCCGAGAGAAGACUUUUCUUAUUUGACUACGAUGGUACGUUGACACCCAUAGUGCGUGAUCCUGCCGCUGCCAUCCCAAGUGCUAAGCUUUAUCGAAUUUUGUCGAAAUUGGCUUCGGAUCCCAAAAAUCAAAUUUGGAUUAUAUCUGGACGGGAUCAACAAUUCUUGUCUAAAUGGUUGGGCGGCAAGUUGCCUCAGCUGGGCUUAAGCGCUGAGCAUGGUUGUUUUAUGAAAGACGUUUCGUCUCAAGACUGGGUCAAUUUGACAGAAAAGUUCGACAUGUCUUGGCAAAAAAAGGUUCAUGAGAUUAUGGAACAAUUCACAAUGCAUACUCCUGGAUCCUCUAUCGAGGUGAAAAAGGUCGCAUUGACUUGGCAUUACAGAAGAGCAGAUCCGGAAUUGGGAGAAUACAAUGCUUCCAAAAUGAAAGAGACAUUAGAAGAGUUUGCUCCCGAUUUGGGUUUGGAAGUGAUGGAGGGGAAGGCCAAUGUCGAAGUUCGUCCCAAAUUUGUGAACAAAGGUGAAAUUGUUAAAAGGCUUAUCUGGCACCCGCAUGGAACGAAGCAAGAUUCGGAAGACGAAUUCAAACUGGACAAGAGUCUACCGAAGGACCAAUUGCCAGAUUUCAUACUUUGUUUGGGAGAUGACUUCACAGACGAAGAUAUGUUUAAGCAAUUGAACGGCAUCGAGAAAGAGUGGGACGAAAUUUUUGCCGAUCAGAAAAACGAAUGGGAUCAUUUCGGAAUCUAUCCAGUCACGGUUGGGUCUGCUUCCAAAAAGACUGUAGCAAAAGCACACUUGACGGAUCCUCAGCAAGUCCUGGACACCCUGGGGCUCCUGGUUGGAGACGUUUCGUUAUUUCAAAGCGGUGGUACCGUUGAUUUGGAUGAUCGCGGUCACAUCAAAGAUAGCGAAAGCAGCGUCAAGUCAGAGAUUGCAGGUGCCGCUUACAAUAUGAGAAGAACUGGCUCUCAUCAGAAAUACAAGCACAAAUAG